CGUGUGCGGCAGCUGGUCAGCUGCGUGGUGCGGUGGUUGGUUCCGGCUCGGGACGGUUGGAUUUCCAGCGACGCCACCGCGUGAUCCGGCGCGACCGCGCGCGAGCCGGACCUGGACCUGGCGGCGCCAUCGUCGUCUCCCAACUCCCGUACGUGUCCACCCUCCUGCCUCGCCUUCCUCCCACCUUCCUCCCUCGUUGCCAUUUCAGACGGUCUCCUCAGUCCAGACGCCGACUCCUUCAACUCCGCGUCUUCUUCGUCCCCCUUCCACGAUUGAUUGAAUCUUCUCCUUCCCCCUUGUCCAACCAACUACUUCUAUUUCUUCUCCCGAUCCAAGAAACCUGCCACCGAAGCGAGCUCCAAGAAACGAUCUUGAUCUCGAUCCGGGAGGAAGUCGCCCGGCCACCCGAGCAGAGCCAGAGCCAGAGCAGCGGCGCGAUCCAGGAGACAGCCACAGCCAGCCAGCCGCCAUGAACAGCCUGUUCUCGAGCUCGUGGAAGCGCGGCGGCGGGGGAGAUGGCGGGGACAUCGAGUCCGGCGCUGACGGUGUGGAGAUGUCCGCGCCGCCGGGUGCCGCGGCGGGCGCGAGCCUGGACAAGUUCUUCGAGGACGUGGAGUCGAUCAAGGAUGAGCUCCGGGACCUGGAGCGCAUCCAGCGGUCCCUCCACGAGGCCAACGAGGGGAGCAAGUCGCUGCACGACGCCGCCGCCGUGCGCGAGCUCCGGUCCCGGAUGGACGGCGACGUCGCGUCGGCGAUCAAGAAGGCCAAGGUCGUGAAGCUCCGGCUCGAGUCCCUGGACCGCGCCAACGCCGCCAACCGCUCGGUGCCCGGGUGCGGGCCGGGGUCCUCCACCGACCGGACGCGCACUUCCGUCGUCGCCGGGCUCCGCAAGAAGCUCCGCGACUCGAUGGAGGCCUUCUCCUCCCUCCGGUCCCGCAUCGCCGCCGAGUACCGGGACACGGUGGCGCGGCGGUACUUCACGGUGACGGGGUCGCAGCCCGACGAGGCGACGCUGGACGCGCUGGCGGAGUCCGGGGAAGGGGAGCGGUUCCUGCAGCGGGCGAUCGCGGAGCAAGGGCGCGGAGAGGUGCUGGGCGUGGUGGCGGAGAUCCAGGAGCGGCACGGCGCCGUGGCGGAGCUGGAGCGCAGCCUGCUGGAGCUGCAGCAGGUGUUCAACGACAUGGCGGUGCUGGUGGCGGCGCAGGGGGAGCAGCUCGACGACAUCGAGGGCAACGUGGGAAGGGCGAGGUCGUUCGUCGACCGCGGCCGGGAGCAGCUGCAGGUGGCAAGGAAGCACCAGAAGAGCACCCGGAAGUGGACGUUCAUCGCCAUCCUCAUCGUCCUCGUCAUCGUCCUCGUCAUCGUCCUGCCCAUCGUGCUCAACAACACCAAGAAGUAGCAGCCUGGCUGCGGUUGGCCUCAGGCGCCAUGGCGAUCAGGUUGCCGAACGUUUUGUUGAUACUUGAUAGUUGAUACUGCCCCAGGAGAAAUUCUUUUUCCCCUAUCUCGUUUUGUUGCGAUUCGUGGCGUUUAUGGUUGGUUGAUCCGAUCGGGUUGAUUAUAUUUAUCAGUGAUUUUGUUCCUAACA
Molecule: messenger RNA, 1588 nt
Organism: Setaria italica (foxtail millet)
Lineage: Eukaryota; Viridiplantae; Streptophyta; Magnoliopsida; Poales; Poaceae
Product: syntaxin-121
Exons: 1
Coding region: 470-1399 (309 amino acids)
Biological process (GO): exocytosis; vesicle fusion; intracellular protein transport
Cellular component (GO): SNARE complex; plasma membrane; endomembrane system
Molecular function (GO): SNARE binding; SNAP receptor activity
Source: RefSeq, a predicted model, not a curated record